Messenger RNA from Cyphellophora europaea CBS 101466, 903 nucleotides. RefSeq lists its product as uncharacterized. Gene Ontology annotation, molecular function: methyltransferase activity. Bases 1 to 903 code for a protein of 300 amino acids. NCBI's taxonomy places the organism in Eukaryota, Fungi, Ascomycota, Eurotiomycetes, Chaetothyriales, Cyphellophoraceae. The transcript has 2 exons. The record is from RefSeq and is a predicted model, not a curated record.
AUGACAUCGUCCAUCUUCAACUAUCGUUGGGAAAAUGGUCGUCGUUACCACGCCUAUCGCGAUGGAGAGUACUGGUGCCCGAAUGACGAAGGCGCAAGCGAACAGCUCGAUCUGGGCCACCAUAUCUAUCUAAUGCUUCUCGACAACAGACUAUUUCUUGCUCCAAUCAACCGGAACCCUCAAAGGGUGUUGGAUAUCGGCACGGGCACCGGCAUAUGGGCCAUCGACUUUGCGGACCAAUUUCCCAGCGCGCAGGUCAUCGGCACCGACCUGUCGCCCAUGCAGCCUCUAUACGUCCCACCAAACCUACAAUUCGAGAUCGACGACGCCGCCGCCGACUGGACCUUUCCCAAGGAGUCUUUCGACUUCAUCCACGUGCGCGGCCUCUUCGGCAGCCUCCGCGACUGGCCUGCGUUCUAUCAGCAGGUGCUCGCGCAUCUCAAACCCGGCGGGUGGUACGAGCAGCUCGAAUGCUCCUGCUACUGCCACGCCGACGACGAUACGACGCCUCCCGGCUCGCCGCUGGCGCGCUGGGGCCAGCUCUUCACCGAGGCCGGCAAACGAUCGGGCAAGACACUAGACGUCAUCGAUCAUCAGUACCAGUGGAUCCAGGAAGCCGGAUUCGAGCAUGUCCGAGAACAUCGCUUUAAAAUGCCGGAUGGGCCUUGGCCGUCGGCGAGGACGGAGGAGGGGAAGAAGCUGAAAGAGAUCGGGAAGUGGAGGGUCCUGGAGAUGGACGCCGGCGUCGAAGGCUGGGCCAUGGCGCUGUUCACGAGGGUGCUGGGCAUGUCGUAUGAGGAGGUGCAGGUGUAUCUGGCCCAGGUGCGCCGGGAUUGGAGGGAUAAGAGCGUGCAUAGCUAUACGCGCGUGAGCGUCGUUUACGGCAGGAAACCUUAUGUGUAA